GAAAGCCCGAGACACGCGCCUGAGAGAGGAGCUUAUUUGCAUAAGCAGAUCGGAGGCGAGAAUUUCCUCAUAUACCAGAAAAAAAUAUUGGGCUGAUAUCAAGAGGAAAACAGAUCAAAGAACUCGUAAAUGCCAUUCAUUUGAAGACUGUUCAGGUGAAAAGUUGGAAAUGGAGGAACCUUUUAUUUGAAUUCGGAUAUCACCAUCAAUUGCUUAACAAAUACCAACGCCAUGUUUUCUAUAAAGAUCUCGUCACCGACCUGUGAAGAACUCGGAAUUCCGCGAGAUUAUGACGAACAACCAUGUGUUCCAAUAUUUCCUUCGUCUGCAAGGGAAAUAAAAAACCCUGCCUUACACUUUGACGGAUUGAGGUAUGAAGCCUCCCUCAAGGGCGUGAUCCAAAAACGAGACCCAUUUUCUCCCUUGUGUAUAAUUCCCCUGCCUUCUGUCCUGGCGGAGCAGGGUGAACCAAGUUGUAUCGGGAAAAGAAAUGAGCGCGAAAGAGAUCGCGUACGGUGCGUGAACGACGGCUACACAAGAUUAAGAGAGCACUUGCCACUGGAACGCAAAGACAAACGCAUCAGUAAAGUGGACACGUUACGGAAGGCCAUAGACUAUAUUAAACACCUUGAGGACAUUCUCGCCCAAGAUGACACUGAGCAGGACCACUUCACAUUACAUCAGUUCGCGGAAAGAGAUUCGCGGUCGAACAGUCCGUCAUCCAAAUCACGAUUUAGCGAAGAAAUAUGUGACAGUUUCUCCGACACGGAUAGUAAUUUCACAGACGUUUCUGAUUCCUCCCACCGGAAACGGUCUCUAGAAGUGAGUGACGUUGUUACAGACAGACAUAUACAAUGUUCUGAGAAACGGAAGUGCGUUCAUAACGCGUGAAUGUUGUAGUCAAUCGCUUAUCAAUCAUUUUCAAUAUAAAUGACAAUGUGUCGAUGUCCCGUUUGUGGUUGUGCUGUGUAUAUACGCUGUAGCUUGUGUUCACUAGACUAGUUAUAUGUUAAGUGCAUCCAAGGUUUCACGCAGUUGAAUCAAUGCUACAUAAUAAAAUUCACAAGACGGACAGAUGAGAACAAAACAAAAGAUAAGUCGUAUCUACAUCGGCGGGGAGGGCGGUUGUCUCUACUUAAGGUGUUAUUUGAUUUGCUCUGUGUAUGGGACAUAUAUUCUUUAGUACCAUGUGCUGUAAAUGUCCUAAUGUAAAUCUACCAAGAGAACAUAUAGUGCUGUUAAGUAAUAGAGAUUAAAAGUGCAAUGAAUACAUGUUCACACGUGGACCAUUCUCCAGCUCAGUUGCCAUUGCCAAAUGAAAUCGGAAAGACAUAACACAGAUAUGAUAAUUCGAUUUGUAUCGAUACGUCUCUCUAUGCUUCCCGACAUUAGGAAUAUUUUGAACACCAGUAACCAGGGACACUGGUGGUGUGCCCAAGUUGUACGGUUAUAACAUUAUCCCGUGGUUAACGUGUAGGCUGUGGAAUCCAUGGAUACAGGAUAUUGUAUCCUUGUUUACAUCAACUUUUCAUAUUGUAUGUUUGUCGUACGAAAAUAAAGAGAAA
Mizuhopecten yessoensis (Yesso scallop) is the source of this 1565-nucleotide messenger RNA. RefSeq names its product achaete-scute homolog 5-like. Bases 232 to 891 code for a protein of 219 amino acids. The transcript is spliced from 2 exons. Gene Ontology annotation, biological process: developmental process; regulation of transcription by RNA polymerase II. NCBI's taxonomy places the organism in Eukaryota, Metazoa, Mollusca, Bivalvia, Pectinida, Pectinidae. The record is from RefSeq and is a predicted model, not a curated record. Gene Ontology annotation, molecular function: DNA-binding transcription factor activity, RNA polymerase II-specific; RNA polymerase II transcription regulatory region sequence-specific DNA binding; protein dimerization activity.